This is a messenger RNA of Truncatella angustata, 1029 nucleotides long. RefSeq lists its product as uncharacterized. Bases 1 to 1029 code for a protein of 342 amino acids. The transcript is spliced from 2 exons. NCBI's taxonomy places the organism in Eukaryota, Fungi, Ascomycota, Sordariomycetes, Amphisphaeriales, Sporocadaceae. Gene Ontology annotation, cellular component: plasma membrane. The record is from RefSeq and is a predicted model, not a curated record.
AUGUCCACGAACCACUCAAUGAUCCAGGAAUUGUCAUUGACGAAGAGGAUGAGUUCGUUGGUCUCGGCGAUCAAUGCUGUCUCGUCCUUUCUGGCUGGCGAGCAAAUACGCAAUGCUGCUGAUUUGAUAGAUCAGCUGCAACCCGUGCCUGCAGGCCAAGUCUCUGCUGAGACUGAUGUCAUCGUCUUUUGUGCAUCAGCUGCUCUAUACACUGCUGAAGCAGUGUUUUCAGCGGUUCAGCAACUCCAAAAAGAAAGAGGAACUCAAUUGCAGCAAGGCACUAUUGCGAAUAACCAUGUCGUCCUUGUUUUGUGUGGUGGCAUUGGGCAUUCGACGCAUCAUAUUCAUAAAGCAGUGUCGCGUCACCCCAAAUUCAAGGGUAUCUCUGACAGGGUACAAGGACAGCCGGAGGCCCGAGUCUUACAAGCUAUAUUUGAACAGUUCUUUGGGCUAGCUGCCGACGGCAACAGCAGCCUAAGCAUGUUAGAAUCAUCUCCCGACAGUGACAAGACAGAAACUAUCAAGGUCUUGAUUGAGGAUAAAUCGACAAAUUGUGGUGCCAACGCGUCCUUGUCCAAAAAGCUCCUGGAAGAGCACGCCAUCAGUAAUCCUCGCUCCAUCAUUGUGGCUCAGGACCCGACGAUGUGUCGGCGCACAGCAGCAUCGUUUGAAAAGCUGUACGAACAUGACCCAAAAACAAAACCUCGGAUCACCUGCUGGCCGACAUUUGUACCGCGGGUCCAAUUGGUAGACAGUCUUGCCAUGGGCUGUGCCAAUGUCGACCCACUCAGUCUCUUAUCGUUUGACACGUCGGCCAUGACUGCUUCAAGUGUUCAUGACUUGUGGGAUAUGGCGCGAUUUGCAGACCUCGUGAUGGGCGAGAUUCCACGCCUACGAGAUGAUUCCAAAGGCUACGGACCUCAUGGAAAAGGUUUUAUUGCGCACGUAGACCUGCCACAGCACGUUGAAGAGGCGUGGAAAACUCUCCGAGCAUCCUUAGGCACCACAGAUCGAGCAGGCCACAAGUAG